AUGUCAAGUUACUUUGUAAAGUCUGAUGCUAGAAAUUGCAAGAGACCAAGAGAAUCGGAGCCUCACAUGCCAGAUAGUCCACAGCAGUCUUCUCUUGGGAAGUCAGAUUCCUUUCGCCCUGGACUAUUUUUUAAAGAUGAAACCCUAGAUAAAGAUUUAAAUGAAUCGAGCAAGGAAAUUAGUUUAAUGCUGGUUGCUUAUGCAAAGAUCUUAAGUGAGAGAGCAGAAGUAGAUGCAUCUUAUAUUGACGAGCUAGAUGAACUCUUCAAAGAAGCCAAUGCUCUUGAAAACUUUAUAGUACAAAAAAGAGAAUUCCUGAGACAGAGGUUUACAGUGAUUGCAAAUACACUGCAUAGAUAA
Messenger RNA from Condylura cristata (star-nosed mole), 360 nucleotides. RefSeq names its product testis expressed 12 (gene TEX12). The record is from RefSeq and is a predicted model, not a curated record. The transcript is spliced from 4 exons. Gene Ontology annotation, biological process: synaptonemal complex assembly. Gene Ontology annotation, cellular component: central element. Lineage: Eukaryota; Metazoa; Chordata; Mammalia; Eulipotyphla; Talpidae. The coding region runs from base 1 to 360 and encodes 119 amino acids.